Molecule: messenger RNA, 2195 nt
Organism: Megalopta genalis
Lineage: Eukaryota; Metazoa; Arthropoda; Insecta; Hymenoptera; Halictidae
Source: RefSeq, a predicted model, not a curated record
UCCUAACGAGCAGCCGGCGUGCGAGCCGCGUCUUCGGUGGAACCUCGCUCCUCGCUCGCGAUCCAGUCGAUCUUUAACAAGUGUGCGCCUCCGCGCGCGUGUUCGAUCUCCGCGUCCCGAUCUCCGUAUCCGACCCGAUCCACCGAUAUUACAACGUUUUCUUUUUCUUUUUUCUUCGGCGUCGCGCGACCGCGUACAUCCGCGGACGGUCACUCGGGAAGAUUCGAUUUUUAGGUGCGAUCAAAGAUCGGUCGAAAGCGAGCCGUGGCGACCUAGAAGUGUCCGCGAUCGAUCCCGAGGAUUCUGACAGCAGUGCUGGUUACACCGUGAUCCAUCCGUGAGCCUCCUCCGGAAGCCAGUGCGGAGACAUGUGACGGGAGGGUGUCGAUCGUGCGUCGACCAUAAAUCUCGGAACCAGUGCGGAAUCCGUGUACCGAUACACACCUCCUUCACGGGGAUACUUGUAACCGUAUAGCUCGGUUCGAAAGUACUUCGACGGUCUUAGCCGUGUGGAUAUAUAUGUAUAUAUAUAUAUAAACUUUGGUUUGGUGCGUUCUCACAUGCCACGGGCCCGCCGUUGCUCCUCCCUCCGUCGACGGAAGUGUGUGCGAUGAAUUGUUUUCGUUUCUGUGAUUUAUCGUCCCGCGGAAGUGAUUGAACGGGGAUCGAAGUCAACUGUAUACGUGUUCACCGCGCCGAAAGUGGCCGUUCUACCAGAAUAAAUCACGUUCGCCGCUCGAAUAGGAAUGCCAGAACAAUUAAAGAUCAUAUAAUAUAUAUAAUAAUAUAUAUAAUAACAAUAUAUAUAAUAAUAUAUAAUAUAAUAAUAUAAUAAGAUCAUAUAAAUUCGAAGUAUGCACGUAAUUCCGACGGCGAUAUUCAAGAGGACGGGCGCAUUCAGUGAAUAGAACAGAUCGUGAAGACGUGUUCGAUAACUACCUCGAAGAGUUCUCGCGCGUCUUCGAGUGCGUGAUUCACCAUAGUGCAAAUUUUUCGAACACUCGGAACAGAGAUUAAUCUGAAGAGAAAUUAUUCGGUAUAGAAAUUGUUCGGAAGAGAAACCGCUAUAUAUCGAUGCCUCUGUACGCUAUCACAGCCUAGUGAAGCACAGAUCUUGCAUCGAUCGCUGCAGAAAUCCUGCUAAUUGCUACUGAAUAGCGCACUCUUAUCGAUCGGAGAUCCAACAAAUGCGAAGAAUUCGGGACUUCGGUCUCGUCGAAGUUCACCGUGUGCGUCGCGAUAAAGGGACUGAAUAACGUGAUCUCGGCGAGUGUUCCUCCGUAGAAAGUGUGUGAAUUCUACCGAGCAAAUUCCCGGGAAGCUCGGCGUGGAAGAAAAUGAAGACCGGUGGUGGGUACGUGUUUCCUUAAAACUAACUUCGCUGCCCGCGAAGGUUGUCCGUGUAAUCCCUUCCGGAGCCGAUCGGAAGGACCGUUCUCCUCUGUGCCGGAAGCCGAGAUUACGGAAGCAUCGAGUGGAAGAGCACAGAAGAGAGAACAGAGAGAGAGAGAGAGAGAGAGAGAGAAGACAUAACUGAUCGCGAAAAGAUUCGACUAAAGGAUCUGAUCACCGAUCAUAAGGUUCGGGAACCAAGGAUAACCUGCGUAACCGAUCAGGAGAACAGAGGCACCGAGUCCCAAAUUUCUAAACAGAGAUGAGUUGAGGAUCGGCUACAAUGUUGUAUCGUAUUUCGGCCGUGGUGGCCUCCAUUUUGGUUCACCAACUGCAGUGUCUGUAUGCCGCCGGUUCAAUAGGAGGUGCUAAGCCGUUUCCUGGACUGGAAAACCUGCCGAGGUCGUUCUGGCAUGAGCUCAGUUCGCCUUUUACCGAGGUAUACGAGGUGGAAAGCAUCGCGACGGAAACCGGUGGCACACCGGAGCCCAGGCCCUUUUUCGAAGAUUCGGAGAACAACAUUACCGUGCAGCUCGGUGCCGAUGUGUAUAUGCACUGUAGAGUACAAAACCUGCAGGAUACCCUUAAGGUGUCCUGGGUGCGCAGGCGAGGAGAAGAACUGCAUUUGCUCACCUACGGGUUGGACACGUACGCGAGCGACGCGAGGUUCUCUCUGAAGUUCGAACAACCGAACGAUUGGAGACUGCUUUUGAACUCGUCGACCGAACGCGAUGGCGGUCUCUACGAGUGUCAAGUCAGCGCUCAUCCUCCAUUAAUCAGAACUGUCCAUCUGACGGUGUCCG